AUGUCUUUCUUCAAGAGCAAUGUUGAUGCCCUGACCUCACCAAUUUAUGAUAGGUCACUCUGGGUAGGCAAGGCCAUUUUCGGCAUUGUUAUCAUGGUGUACGGCUAUCGCUGGAUUCGCUACCGAUCACAAAUCGUAGCUUCUCAGCCUGGCGAUAAAGCUACACGACAGCUUAUGCAAAUUCUUGCGCACAAUAGCGUAAUUCACCUAGCAAGUUUCAUGUUUUAUUGCUUCAUCAUCCCACUCAAUCUUGCCACUGUCAGCAAGCCCAAGGUUCGACAUUGGGAUAAUCUAUACAUUACUCUGGUUACCAAAGGCACGAACAGAGAGACUGUCAAACGCUCAGCUGCUACUAUGCGCCAUAUCCAAAGCCUCAGCUCGCGCAUUACCUUCAUAGUCCUUACCGACGAAGGCUCCUCGGUCGCAUCUCUCGAACUUGGUGUCAAAAUUGUUGUUGUACCUAAGUCUUUCUCCCCUCCUACAGCCAAGUACAAGGCUCGCGCAUUGGAAUACUUCCGCAUCAAUCAACAAUUAACGGAUACGGACUGGGUCUUGCACCUUGACGAAGAAACAGCUCAUAUGAAUGGGGACAAGGAAUUAUCUUAUACAACACUAUAAACUACUGGAACAACUCGGCGCUUACGUUUUCAGAGAUUAUUCGGUUUCGUGACGAUUUAGGUCGAUUUGCGUUCCAGCACGGACAUAUCCAUGUGCCUUUGUGGGGAUGCCAUGGCUCUUUCCUACUUACUAGCGGGAGAGUAGAGAAUGCAGUUAGUUGGGACACAGAUUGUCUCGCAGAAGAUUUCUGGUUUGCUAAUCGGGCGUGGUGGGACUAUGGAAUGGGGGGAGGUUUCAUACCAAGCGUCGCACGAGAGCAGAGUAACUGGUCAUAUAUGGACCUCUUAAAGCAGAGGAGAAGGUGGUUUUGUGGUAUGGUCAAGAUAGGGUUUUUUGGGAAAGCGAAUGCUUUUCUUUGGCUUUUAGCAACUUUAGAAUCUGUUAUCUUUAUCAUGACGCCAUUCGGACUGGUAGAUGCAGAUAGGUGGGUAUAUGUUUGGUUGGACGCUUAUAACGGUAACACGAUCUUUACUCUGAUGAUCUCAACAUUCCUUUCAGACCUAGAUGCUAGGGUAGGGAAGUCUAGGAUGGUCUGGAACCAAUUGUUAAACAUUUGGUACUCUUGGUUGGGCGGUAUAUUGCAGACUGUUGCACUUCUCUAUGCAGUUUUUAGGCCUGCUAAGCACUCUGAUGGUUUCCAAGUAGUUAAGAAACAGUAAUCUCACAGUCA
Molecule: messenger RNA, 1288 nt
Organism: Pyrenophora tritici-repentis Pt-1C-BFP
Lineage: Eukaryota; Fungi; Ascomycota; Dothideomycetes; Pleosporales; Pleosporaceae
Source: RefSeq, a predicted model, not a curated record